GCGCCGCGCGCUCGGCCGACGCUCACUCGUGGAGAGGAGGAGGAGGAGGAGGAGGAGGAAGGCAGCCAGAGAGAAACUGCCUUGGGGAUUAAUAAGAGGCAGGAGGAGGGAGAGGUGCACGCAGGCAAACAUCUGGACCAUGAAGUUGGCCUUUAGCUUGCUUCUCCCACUUGUUCUUGUGCUGAUCUCAGAGGUGAGCGGGCAGCGGAGGAAGCCUCCACGGAAACCCACUCGCCCGCCCCCUGAGCCCAUUGAGCCUGUUGAACCCGUGGAGCCCACCGAGCUGCCCCCACCCCUGCCUCCUGGCCCACCCUCCAUCUUCCCUGACUGCCCCCGAGAAUGCUACUGUCCCCCAGACUUCCCCUCUGCCCUCUACUGUGACAGCCGCAACCUACGGAAGGUCCCCAUCAUCCCGUCCCGCAUCCACUACCUCUACCUCCAGAACAACUUCAUCGAUGACCUCCCGGAGGAGUCCUUCAGGAAUGCCACAGAGCUGAAAUGGGUCAACCUCGACAACAAUCGCAUCCGGAAAGUGGACAGGCGGGUUCUGGAGAAGCUGGAAAACCUCAUCUUCCUCUACAUGGAGAAGAACCAGCUGAAGGAGGUGCCUGCCUUCCUGCCGCCCAACUUGGAGCAGCUGCGCCUGAGCAGGAAUCAGAUUUCCAAGAUCCCUGCUGGGGUCUUCAACAAGCUGGAGAACCUGGUGCUCUUGGAUCUGCACCACAACAAGCUCAGUGAUGGAGUCUUCAACAAAAACACCUUCAAAGGACUCAAGAAUCUCAUGCAACUCAACCUUGCCCACAACAUCCUGAGGAAAAUGCCGCCUGGGGUGCCCAGUGCCAUCCAUCAGCUCUUCCUGGACAGGAACAACAUCGAGGACAUCCCCAGUGACUAUUUCAAGGAGUUUCCCAACCUGGCGUUCAUCCGGCUCAACUACAACCAGAUCUCUGACAAGGGGCUCCCCAAGAACUCCUUCAACCUCACCAACUUGCUGGUGUUGCACUUAGCUCACAACAAGCUCACCAACGUCCCUUUUAUCAGCCCCAAGCUGGAGCACCUCUACCUGAACAACAACUCCAUUGAAAAAAUCAAUGGGACGCAGAUCUGCCCCACCUCACUGAUGUCCAUCCAGGACUUCUCCCCCUCCGAUCUGGACAGUGUGCCCCGGCUCCGGUACCUGCGGCUGGAUGGGAACCUCCUGAAGCCCCCCAUCCCCUUGGACCUGAUGAUGUGUUUCCGCCUCUUGCAGUCCGUGGUUUUCUAGCCCUGCGUGCCUCUCCUAGGACUUGGCUUUGCACAAAGACUCGAACCCCAUAAGCUUUUGACACUCGGGACCCUCUUUGCUUCCCCCUUCCCUCGCUCACACUCUGGCCUCUCUGUUCCUCAAAUGUCCCCUCCCUCCCCCCUUUCCUUGCCUGCAGUGGCUUCUGUGUCCCCGGGGGUUGUCUGCAGGACAGCAUCAUGUUGCAGCAGCCAUCCCAGGUCCCAGCAUCAGCCUGGGCUGCAUGGGAGGCUGUCACCAUGCUGUCACCCUCCUGUCACCCUGCCCAUUCCCCCCCCUCUGCCCCCGCCUGGCCCUUUGCCAGCACUGGAGCUGGCUCCAUCUCUUCCUUGGACCUGGCAGAGUUUGGGGAGGAUGGCCUUGGUCCUACCCAAAGCAUCUCCUGAUGGAGCUGAUGAGGAGGCUGUUUGGGGAAGGGAUGGCACAGGAGUGAGCGGUGCUGCAGGACAGCAAUCACACAGCCCUGUGAUGGAGCUAUUGCAGCUCAGAGCAGCAGUAUUCUG
This is a messenger RNA of Meleagris gallopavo (turkey), 1785 nucleotides long. It is a transcript of the gene PRELP, whose product is annotated as proline and arginine rich end leucine rich repeat protein. Lineage: Eukaryota; Metazoa; Chordata; Aves; Galliformes; Phasianidae. The record is from RefSeq and is a predicted model, not a curated record. Gene Ontology annotation, molecular function: protein binding; heparin binding. Gene Ontology annotation, cellular component: extracellular exosome.